CCACCAGCACGCUUCACUGAAAACCCGGAAGUUUAGAGACCGCGGGAAAAAGUCGUCACUUCCGGCUACGCGAAGCGGUUCGGGUUGGCGCGAUUGUUUUCCUCGGAGCGAUGCGAUUCUGAAAUGACUUCUCCAGCGAUGUAAAAGGUGUACGGACUUGCAGAGAUGGAGACGAGCGCCAUCGAUGAGCUGUAUGGCGAUCUGGAUCAGGGCAUCCAUGAUUCUGUCCUGGAUUAUAAUGAAGACUCGGUGGAUAUUUACUCGGGACUCGAGGACAGUCCCAAGAGACACAUAAACCAUGGCACCACCACCACCACCACCACCACCUUCCUUUCACCUCACAGAGUGAAGGAGUCUCUGGAUUUGUAUGAGGAACUCCUGACUGAAGAGCAAAAGGAAAAAGACUCGACCUAUAAUGAGAUGAAAAGCAAAUUUGUGGCGGCGCAAAACCAGGUGCAGGAUUUGCUCGCGAAGCUGCAGCAGGUCCAGACGAAGAACUUGAGUUUACACCAGGAGAACACCCUGCUGAAGAAAAACAUAUGCGCCCUUAUCAAAACCGCGAAGAUGGAGAUCGUUAGGAAGGACGAAGAGAUAAGCAAAUUAAGCCGAAGAACAAUCCGAGGGAAUUUCCAUCAGUCCGCAAAGGAACGAGGACAAGCCGCUUACAGCAGGAGCGCCCCUGUAUCCGGAGGGGAGUCUCAAGAGUCUCCGGGAUUCACCAAGGGGAGUUUGGCAUCUGUAGAUGCCACGCCAUCAUCGUUUUCAGUGUUUCGAAGGUGCCAGGUUGAGAAUUCUUUAAAUUUGCAAAAUAAUCAUUCCCAAAGUUCGGAUUCGCUCCCCGACGCCGGCACACAAGAUCAACGGCGUGCCCCGGGUGAUCAAACGUGUUGCACCAGAGACCGUGAAAGCCCAAGCACACACUCAGAGUCUAGCACUGGGCAGAAUGUUUGUGAAGAAACGGAUAUGAGGAAGGAAGCACAGGGUAAAGAAAUUGCCUCAAAACGGAUGGAGGUUUCGGAAAAACAUCAAACCAGACCAGAAAGAGAGCAGAGAGAGCCUUCAAAAAGCAGUUGUGGCUCAGGCAGCAGUCAGCGUCAACAACAGGAUGAUCCGGUAACACUCCGGAUGUCUGGGCGGUCGAAGAGUCCUUCCUCUAGAGCGCUCACGGACACGCAAGGCAGGAAAGAAGAAUCGCGGCAUAAACAAGGGCCCGAAAAGGCUCGCGGAAGCGCAGAGGCGUUGGGCAGACGGAGCGAAAAGGGCAGUUCACACCGAAAGACGGAAAAACGAGGAACGAGGGAGCAUCACAGAAAAGAGGAGAGGAGGCAAGAGGGUAUCAGCAGCUCAGAAAGUAGACGCACCAGAAACGACGGGAUAAAGGAGCGCAGGAAGUCACCUCAAAGCGAAGAAAGGAAAAGACCAGAUGGAAAGAGUAGCAAUGGAGAAGAAAGACGAAGCACAAGGGCUGAGGGUAGCAAAGAAAACGAUCGACAAGGUGCCAAAGAUGCCAUUUCUGUAAGGGACUCCUGUCGCAGCGGUGACGGACCAAAAGACCGAAGCCGUUCUGAUGUACGUGAAAGCAGGCGCCAUUCUUUGCCUGUCAAACCUCACCAUCUGAGAAAAGAUCAAGACGACAAAAGGUCUGGCAGAACCGAAGAGCCAAUGUCCAGGAGCAAAUCAUCGAGCAGUCGUGAUAAUUCACGAGGUGAUACCUAUACGAGUUCUGCCAAGGAGAGGAGCGAUAAAAACAAACGAACUGGGACGUCAUCCAUGAGCGCUCCAGAUAAAGCAAGGAUCCACAAAAGGAGUCAGGGCGAUAAGGUUCAAGCCGAGGGCCGUGCAAAAAGGAUAUCUCCAAUAAGAUUGACCAGCAGCUGCGACGAUGAGAACGCUGCCCUUCCAGAGGAAAGCAGUCCGAAGCGAAAAUUAAGCUUCAUGGAAACUCUGAACCUCACUGUCUCUCCAGUUAAAAAGCAGAACACCUCGGAACGAGCUGAAGAGCCGCCACACCCUGAGGAGACCCUCAUAAGCAACUCAACCAAGGACGGAAAUCCGUUUGAGGUUGGUGAAGAGUUCUGUGUCAUCGAUGAAGUAGCGGAUGACUCGGUGGAGGGCUCCUUUGCCCUUCCUACCAAUACAACCACACAGCCAUAUGAUGAUGAACCACCCACAUGCAUGGAAGUCAAAGGGCAGGAACUUGACUUACCCAAAAUGUUUGAUGGUGACCAUAGUAAAACCCAAGCUGGGAAAAUGGAUGUUUCAGAUUCAGAGAUGCAGGAAACCAUACACACUACUAGCAUUUCUCAGGAAGGUGUGGUAGAUAAGAUUGCUGUACCUGAAGAUCCCUUACUCCCUGAAAGAGCUACAUCAGUUGACCUUCUGUCCACUUUGUCUUUAACUGACGUUAGCUGCAAAGAGCAAGAUCCUCAAGCUUCUGUGAAGAAUUUUAGUGCCGCAGGUCAAAUAGACGAUAAACCAGAGAAACCAUCGCUUCCAAAUGAUCCAUCUCAACAGGAAGUUGCCACCUCAGUCAUGCCAACUCCUACAAUUAGGACUUGCUCAGAGAUGGACACCUCUGUGUCUUUGGAGGUUGUUUCUAGCAUUGUCGGUAUUGAUAACCAGCAAAGCAAAGAAACAUUACCUGAUUCAGACAGGGAGAUCACACCAGGCCUUAAGAACUUGACUCCAAGUCCAGGCUCAUUAAUACUCCCAAGCAUUGAGGAGGACAACAUGAAACCCCAUGAAGCAGGAAUACCAACUAGACCAGCAAGUUCCUCUGAACCUGAUUCAAUAGAAAACGAGAUUGAGCUCUCCAAGACUUGCAAGCAUCUAGUGGUGCCUCAUGAUGAAGAUUCAAUGAUGUUGACCCUGAGCAACCUUAAAGUAAUCCCAGAAGCAAUCAGUCCUCUUACAAGUCCGGUACGCCAGAUAAAGAAGUCCCAGCAGCAGCAGCGCUUGGGAAAGGAGCCCCAUGUCAAGAGUCUCGGUAAAGAUUUCUCAACCUCAGCCACAGUGGGAGAUAAGGAAGCAGUAAAGAUGGACAUGAACAAAGAAAAUAAAAGACCUGAUUCUUUAGUCAAGCUUAGUGUGAAAACAGAUCAGCAAGAUGAUCUUUCUACUACUGCCACUGAGGAAGACUUAGAAGAAGGGGAAAUAAUCAGUGAGAGCGAUGGGGAAGGCACUCUAGUCAUUCAGAGUCCCCAGAAUGAGAAAAGGUCAAGUUUGAGAAACCAGACCAGUCCCAGAUCACAAAGGUUGCAAAACAAAUCUCAAACGCGAGCUGCUGUUACUCCUACCCGCAAAGAGAAAGAGAAAAAUGUGCCCCCUAAAGACAGUCCCUCCUCGAACAAGAGGCGUUUCAAGACAGUCACCGUUCCGCCCAAGGCGAGAAUUUCGACUGCGACCGAAUUUAUGAACAUGUUGUCGUUUAUACGGUCAGAAUUGAGACGAAAGUACAUGAAACUUCAUAAAAAUGUCGCCAAACCAGCCUUCUGCUGCAUCAUUGAAAUGUCCCAGGCCUCCUUCACGGAAUUCGUCGACAGCGUUAACUUUCACAAGUUUUGCAGUCAAGGUAACGAAAUCAAACCUCGACUCAAUAAGAUCAUCACGUCUGUAACGAGCAAGGUCUCGAGCAACGGCAUCGUGAACCGAAUCUUUGAGCAGCGAGCUGAAGACCUAAAGCAGAAGCUGUGGAACUUUGUAGAUGGCCAGUUUGACUUCUUGUUCAAGGAACUAAAAGCAGCACUUAAAGGCGCUCCAGAUCUUUUCAAGAACAAAUCUUCUUCAGAAAGUAAGCAGCCAAGUGCAAAAGAGGAUUUGAAUGUGGAUCUGUGCAAGAUACAGUGUAAAGAACCGUUAAGCACGACUGAAAACCGACCACAAAAAAUGUCUACAGGUGAAAUAGAGAGCGAGUGCCAAAAUGUCCAGGAGAAGAUCAGUCCUUCAAAUAGUUUGCCAUCCAGAAGUAGAGGCCUUGGUAGCAGUGGUAAAAACAUAAAGGCAACCAUGGAGGAGGGGGCCAAAGUACCAGAAGUACCAAACCCUAGCUCUAACCAGUCUAAUCCGCUUCAAUCAGGUUCCUUCUCUGAGAAAUCUCACAAUGAAAGCGUACCCGUGCAUGAAAACAAAACAACCAUACCUGCCCCAAGCUAUACCCGACGUCUAUCUCACAGCGGAUCGAUCCAAGAUAGGGCGGACUUUGAAAUCCUGACAGAGCAGCAAACGUCAAGUUUGACCUUUAAUUUGGUAACGGAUUCCCAAAUGGGAGAUAUAUUCAGAUGUCUUUUGCAAGGAUCUGAUCUAAUGGAGGCUGGUGAUAAUCAGAACUGGCCACUUAACACUCCACGGAAAGAGGGCCAAGCAGGGGAAAGUCUCGUUGGCCUCAUGACCCCCAGCAAGAUGAUAACGCCUUCAAAGCUCAUCACCGCAUGGACAUCCAUUUCGCCUUACAAGUUUCAAAUGCCAUUAAAUCCAGCACUCCUUGAUGAAAACUGCAUGUUGGAAGUUCCGACUAAUGCUCUACCAAACCACUCUGCCCUUCCUGCGUCAACUGCGACGUCCCAGCAUUCUUUCUCGAUUUUAGCUGAAGAUUUGGCCGUGUCCCUUACCAUCCCUUCACCCUUGAAGUCUGAUGGCCACUUGAGCUUUUUGCAACCGAUGAGUGGACAGGCGCUGACCACGCCAAGCAACAUCAUCAGCGCCCAUUACAGCGAGGAUGCGCUCCUUGAUGGAGAGGAUGCCACCGAACAAGACAUCCACUUGUCUCUCGAAACGGACAAUUCCAGCAGUCCGUCAGGUGGCAGUGGAAAUUGGGAGGCUACAACCCAACCAGCAUUCCAUUUCAAACCAAACAUGCCCAUGCAAGCCGAAGUAAUGGAGAAGUCCAAUGACCACUUUAUAGUUCGUAUCAGACACACGUCUCCUAGGGUACAAGAGCACACGGAAAUGGAGCCCACGGAAAUGGGGCACACGGAAACGUUGCCGGACGCCGAGGCAUCAUCUUUACUUACAUUUGCUCAGAGUGUACCCUUGGCAGUUCAGCCCCACACCAUUGCAAACGAAGUAAGUGAAGCUGAAAUAUCGAGAGAGUUCACCUCACACGUGGUCCCUAGAGAAUGCAGUCCCAUCAGCGUUCCUAAAACCACGGAGAACCUGAUCGAACAAUCUGCUAAUGAUGCCGAUGCCUCCGGAUUCACAGCCACUACAGAAUUGGAGCCUGAGGUAAAGGAGGCAAGCAACAGGGGGUCCAAGAAACGCAAGAAGCAUCAUUCAGGGCCGAAAGCGAAACGUUCAAAAAGAGAAAAAUCACAAGACCGACAAGACAAACAAAGGCACAAAAAGAGGUCAAAAUCAUCGAAGGAGAAAAUCGAGACGACUCCUUUAAAGAGGGUCAAGACGCCGUCUCCCCAGUUGUCUCCUAACAGUCUCUCAGCUAAGAAUGUCAUCAGGAAAAAAGGGGAAGUGGUGGUGACCUGGUCUAGGGAGGAAGACCGAGAUAUUCUGGUUGCACUCAAAACCAAAGGGGCCUCCUCUAAAACAUUUGCUGCUCUUUCAUCUAAGUUAGGAAAGUCACAAGCACAGAUCGAAGAGCGGUUCACCCAGCUAAUGAAACUUUUUAAGAAGAAAGAGAAAAUGGAGAGCUGAGGCAUCGAGGCCGCAGAAUAAUGGAGACCUUCUUAGUCUUGGUACCACAAGACGGGCAGAGAAACCAGCAGGUUGUUCUUGAGAAUCUAUUGAGUGCUGCGCAAUAAUCUACAGCACUCUGGUCAAGAAUCUACGCCAAUUUAGGCAAUUCUAGGCAACACUUGCCAUUGGACUGCACUCGGUCCAUCUCUCUCCAUCAGUGCAGGUCAUUUGGUGUCACUUUCCUUCCAAUUAAGGUGGAAAAGUUGAAUAACAGUAGAGAGUUUCUUUAGAACAUAAUUUACUGAGGACUCCUUUUUACCUUGUACCAUCUACCUCUGAGAGAUGUUUGAAGUAUGAGGUGGUGUAAAGCCUGACAGACCGUAGACCUGUGCUCCACAAGUCUUCAACUGCAGCCACUGUACAGUACCAUAAAAAACAUGGUUCCUCCCUGAAUUUUACAUACUUCCUAUAAUUUUCAAAUGUCAAGGUCAAAGCCUCCCAAUAAACAGCCGUUCAUUACAAUUUUAAAUUUUCUUGCUCCUUAGAUGAUCACCAGGCCUGCAGGCUUGUCUUGUGUGUAUAUAUUCUAAAUGUAAGAGGAGUUGGAGGCUUUUAUGUCAAAUUUACACCACUUUUUUAUUUUGCUCUGAAUGGAAGCGAUUGCAAGACAGCCUUUCUGCCAAAACGUCCUGUUUGAAUAAAUAUUCUGUAAAUAUUGUAAAAUGCAA
This is a messenger RNA of Silurus meridionalis, 6353 nucleotides long. RefSeq names its product caspase 8 associated protein 2 (gene casp8ap2). Gene Ontology annotation, biological process: extrinsic apoptotic signaling pathway via death domain receptors; Fas signaling pathway. Bases 166 to 5643 code for a protein of 1825 amino acids. The record is from RefSeq and is a predicted model, not a curated record. Gene Ontology annotation, molecular function: transcription corepressor activity. Gene Ontology annotation, cellular component: PML body; mitochondrion. Lineage: Eukaryota; Metazoa; Chordata; Actinopteri; Siluriformes; Siluridae. The transcript is spliced from 10 exons.